This is a messenger RNA of Paramuricea clavata, 20994 nucleotides long. The record is from the annotation of a GenBank genome assembly. NCBI's taxonomy places the organism in Eukaryota, Metazoa, Cnidaria, Anthozoa, Malacalcyonacea, Plexauridae.
UGAUGUAUCCAGAUCCCGCGUAUUUUGGAAUUUCAAAUGACAGUAAAACAGACGGGGUAAGUACAUCAACAUUUUAGUAAAUCUUGGUUCUCACAUGAGAUAUUUAUUUGUUUUUUAUUUGUUUAAAGCUAGUUAUCUUUUAUUUACUAUGGUAAAAUUAUAUGAUUGGAUAGUUUUAUUUAAAGGCUGGUCACUCACGACAUGUUUAUAUAGGUAAAACCACUGAGCUAUAUACUAUAUUACUGGAGGACCUGCUCUCCAUAAAAAGUGUCGCCAAAAACAUGGUGGAUCUUACGCCAUUUCCGUGACAACACUUACUUUAGUUUCAUGGUAACUGCCACUGACCAACCGCGAUCCAAAGCUUGCGACGAUGUCCUUAACCCCUGGUUCUUGCACAAAUAUUUUAAGUUUCUGUUGUUUUUUAGCUAAAUAUAUUAAUUUUUCCCUCGCACAUUACUUGUUUAAUACAACGCGGAGAAAGGGUGCAGGUUUGUCUCGCUUGGGCCGGAUGCAGCACUUCACUACAAAGAAAUUAUUUCAAGUAAGAUUCACGAACCUUUUUUUAACUUUCCAGAUGACUACAGUCACUAUAUAUAGACCCUUUAUAAUAUUUCAAAAACUCGUCAUCCUAAUCCUCGAGCCGACGGCGCGAAGCGCCGUGCGAGGGUACUAAUUCCCGCCGGCUUUUUACACCCGGGGAAACGGAAGCAUUAGCCAAGUCUAAAGUUCAUCAAUGAGCGCGGGCGUCGGUCACCAACCGUGGGUGGUCAUCUUCACUGAUCUCAAAAAUAUGGCUGUUUGCCAGGAGUGGGAUAAGCAAGAUUGCUAAGAUUUCAAUUUUCAAAAGCAUAUAUUUGGAAAAUCACGUUUCACACAAUAAGCUCUGAAGCAAUUUUUGUUUGAAGAAAUGAGAAGAAUUGAUUUACUCUGGAAAAUCGUGGAAUAUAGGGCAAGUUUGCUUUGAAUGUUUAUUGUUUAUGAAUUUUUUUGCUUUAAUUUAUUGCGUAUUACAUGCACUGCUUUCCUUUUCAAUGAAGCUGUAUUAAAGUUUGCUAAAUUACCCUGUUUAAUUUAAGAAUAAAAGGUAAAAUGUAAAGGAGAGCAAAUUCAUUUGAAAACCGAACUGAAAUUACUCAACAAUUUGAACUUAUUUUGUUUUAUAAACUAUAUAAAAACCCGUACAGUUUUAUAUCGGAAAAAGCAUUUUAUAGUUUAAUAUUAAAGUUUAUAGUUAAAUUUUACAUUAAAUCAAAGCUCCGACAAAAUGCAGAACAUACUUACAGUACAUAUUUCGGAAAUUCAUUGUUAUAUAGUUAAAAGCAACAAUCUUUCAAUUAUUUUUGGCGUGUUGUACAAAACAUAUAAUAAAAAUUAAAUUUAUCGUGUUGCCAUGGCAACACUGACGUAAACGCGAGCCUGCGUUCAGUCACAUGCAGGUUAGUGUUAAUCAAUUACUAAUACUUCAUGUUAAAUCAAUGUUUGGAAAAUGCAUGCGAAGGGUUGCUGCAUGCAUGUAUUUCUAGUAUAUACAGCAAAUAUUUCAAUAGCGGACAUGAAAAUAUUUUCAAUGAUUAAAUAUUGUGUACAUGAAAUUAUGUUGUUUUGUGUCAGCACUGGCCUUUGUGGUUUUAUUGCCAGACUGCCAGUUUUUUAAAUACUUGUAUAUUAUAAUUGUGGUUGUUUACAUGUUCAUAAAGAUUUAAUAUGAUGUGAAAUUUAUAUACUUGCCCAUCAUAGCGCAGGAUUAAUAUAUAUAUAGAUAAGCACAACGCCAUGCAGACGCAGAGUUGAGUAGAGGUACUAGAGGAGGCCCACCUACAUGUGACAAUGUGCCCUGUCCGGAAAAGCCUUAAAGACUGUCUUUAUUAUUUGCUCUGUGCGUCCAAUGCCAGACAAUUUUAAGGGGCGAUCGCACUGCUGCCACGCAGUGGGAUAAUUACAAUAGCUAUCCGCCAAUGAGCAGACCCUGAGAUAUAUAGUCAGCCCAUUAAGCUGCAUUGUGUGUGCCCAAAUGAAACCUAGCUACUUUCUUAUUUUACUCUGUGAGACUAAAUCCAGAUGUUUUACUCCUGAAGGGAAGAGUCUUGGGGUAAAAAUAGAUAACAUUUUGCCAUUGUCUGUUUAGAAAUACAUAGUUUUACAAAGUGUGAUGUCAUAGUUACAUGGCAAGAACAAAAAUGUUGCCCACAAGGCGCUGGUCAUGCACUGAUACACUAACGAUAUGAAUGCAGAAUGCUACAUCAUUUCUAACAUUGGAAUUGGUGAUGUCCGACUGGUCUGGAGAAAUUAUGAUGAAAUUUGCUAAUAGUAGUUUGACAUAUAUUUUAGCAGCUAUAGUUAGUAAUGCAAUUGCGUUCCUGAAUAUGAAACAAUUGCACUUAAUUUUGAAGCUAGGAUCAAUAGUCUUGGUAAAUCAGAUCAUGUACCAUAGUGGCAGCACUCUCCCCUUGACUAGCAUAUUUUUUUGGUGUAAGGAUGUAUAAUGUAUAAAUGUAUCAUGAUAAUAAUGAAGUGUAAGCACAUGUUAUUAGGAACAAUUAAAUUAUACAGUUUUGUUUUUUAAAUUGCUUACUGCCAAUAAUUUGUUGUAUCCAAAUGCUGAUUGGUCAGCUGAAGUGAUUGACAUAUAAGAUUAGGUCACGAGACAUUAAAUUAGGAGACGCUAAGCCAGAGAGCAAGUAUACAUGUAUAAUAUAGCAGAGUAAAUAUUUGUUAUAAAAGUUGAGUAACGGAGGAUAUAAAAGUGGCGACGAGGUCCGAAAAACCCUAAAUCUAUAUUAUGGAUACCGAAGGUCAAGAUAACAAUGCUGAAAACGCAUCAUCAUCAACAACGUCAAACGCUACAAACGCGACAACAACAUCGCAAGUUCCACGCAGUGGUUUACCGCCGUUUCCUCCCUUUAAUCUACACCAGGAUACAGCAACAGUGGGUCAACGAUGGACUAAAUGGGUUCGUCGUUUCGAAAACUUGCUUAUAAGUCUUCGUGAGUUUGAUUCAACCGUUAGGAGAGGUUUAUUGUUAACCUAUGUAGGCGAGUCAGCCAACGACAUUUUCGAUAUUCUCCCCGACACUGGCACAACUUAUCAAGAAGCGAUCGACUGUUUCACCCAACACUUCGUGCCUCAAGGAAAUACAGACAUGGCUAUAUUCGAUUUUCGAGAGCUAAAGCAAGGAUCCAACGAAACGCUCAACGAAUACUACCGUCGACUGAAGACAAAAGCAGUACAAUGUAAUUUUCACGAGGAAGCCGAGAUUAAAACCCAAAUUAUUCUCAAAACCCGCGAUUCCCGGUUAAGAAAGAAAGCGCUUCGUGAGACGAUGACUCUCAAACAAAUUCUCGACUACGGGAAUACCUUAGAACGUACAGAUGAACAGUCUAAACGCCUCGAUAACGCCAGCAAGUUCCAAAGCGAAAGUAACGAAACGGCAAAUUAUAAUUACAACGAAAAGAAUUCAAAACAACAUCGAAAAUUUCCAACUACCGGUGGAUCAAAUUCCAGAUACAGGACGCCCAAGAAGUCUGAUUCGCGUUUUCAAGGAAAUAAAUACCAGAAAGAAGCUCCAGAUAGCGGUCGAAAGUCCCAAACCUGUCGUAACUGUGGAGGUAAAUUCCCGCACAAAGACGGAAUAGAGUUCUGCCUCGCUAGCGGUAAACCUUGCCACAACUGCAAGAAAAUCGAUCAUUUUGCAAAAUAUUGCAGAUCUCAAUCUAAGGACAGUGGAAAUGUCAGACAUGUCAACCAAGAGAAAAGUUGUGAUUAUCUUCAAGACUCGGACGAUGAAUUUCUUUUUACUGUCAACACAAGCUUGGGUAAACAUCCAGAAACGCAAGUACAGAUUGGACACACUAAAGUAAACAUUCUGAUUGAUUCCGGAGCCUCUGUUAACCUUCUGAACUACCCAAUUUUUCAACAAAUGCAGAAAGACGACAACCGUAUCAAGUUACAAAAGACCAAUGCCAGAAUCUUUGCAUAUGGAACACCAACACCACUUGAGUUAGCCGGAAAAUUUCAAGCUACCAUCACCUCAGCAUCAGGUACAUUCAAAACUGCUAAGUUUUAUAUAGCACAAAAGAAAUCUAAGUGUAAUCUUGGAUAUGAAUCAUCUUCCUCAUUGGGACUUAUCCUCAACAUCAACACCCUCAACCCGGUUCAACAAGAUCAUGAUGUACGUCACAUUAUCAACAAACAUCCAAAGCUAUUUGAAGGAACGGGAAACCUCAAGGGACGUGAAGUGAAGCUCGAGAUUGACCCAACAAUAACCCCGGUCGCACAAACAAAUCGAAAAAUUCCACACAGCAUGAAAACCAAAGUAAACAAAAAGCUGCAGGAGAUGAGAGAAGAAGGGAUAAUCGAGAAAGUUGAGGGAGCAACGCCUUGGUUAUCACCGUUGAUAACCAUCCCAAAGAAGAGUGGGGACCUCCGACUAGUGUUAGACAUGCGUAUACCUAACACAGCACUUGUAAGACGGCGCGUACAAAUUCCUACAGUCAACGAGAUACUUCAAAUGAUGGAGGGAGCAAAAGUCCUUACAGAGGUUGACCUGUCGCAAGGUUAUCUUCAACUGACCUUGGCAGAGGAAUCCCGUCAUAUUACAGCAUUUUCAACUCCUGAAGAUGGUCCGCAUAGAUUCACCAGGCUGAUAAUGGGAGCGUCACCAUCCGGAGAACACUUUCAUGAGAUUAUCCACGAGCUCAUCAAAGAGGUACCAGAUUGUGCCAACAUCUCUGAUAACAUUUGGCUAUGGUCCAAAGACAAAGAAACACACCUCAAGCGGCUAGACCAGCUCCUCACAAUCCUGAGAACCAAUGGCAUCACACUGAAACUACCAAAGUGUUCGUUCGCAGUACCGCAGAUAAACGUGUUUGGUCAUAUCGUGUCCGAGAAAGGAAUCAGACCAGAUAGCACCAAAGUCGUAACCAUAACAAAUGCUCCACAUCCUACCACAGUAUCGGAAGUCAGAUCCUUCCUAGGCCUCACCAAUUAUUUUUCGAGAUAUAUACCCGACUACAGCAGCCUAACCUUCCCACUUCGACAGCUUACAAAGAAGAAUGUCACGUAUCACUGGGAUCACAGUCACGAGAAAGCAUUCCAGUCACUAGAGAAUGCCAUCACCACUUCACCGGUAUUAGCUCAUUACAAUCUUACUGCGGAAACUAAAGUCGUAGUAGAUGCAUCGCCAUGGGCACUGGGUGCUGUAUUUAUCCAGAAACAAGCCGACGACAAUUAUCGACCAAUCGCGUAUGGUAGCAGAUCGCUAACAGAUGUCGAACAGAAUUAUGGUCACAUAGAGAAAGAAGGAUUAGCAAUCGUAUUCGGAUGUGAACACUUUCACAUGUACCUAUAUGGAGGUAGUUUUGAAUUGGAGACAGACCACCGACCUUUAGAGCAUAUCUACAAGGCAAAGCUUCAAAGCAAACCAACAUCAGCCAGACUCGAAAGAUGGAGACUUCGACUCCAAGAGUACUACUUCCACGUUAUCUACCGACCUGGCCCAUCCAAUCUGGCCGAUCCUUUGUCCCGACUCCCGAAAGAUGGAAAAGAUGGAAGCAAGAGGAGCAACAUGGAGGCUUGCGCUGACCGAUAUGUUCAUAACAUGACACAAGCACAGACACCGAAUGCCAUGAAAUUAGAAGAAAUACAAAGAGAAACAUUAGCAGAUCCGGAACUCCAACAGAUUAAACAGAACUUGCAAAAUAAUCAAGUACGGUAUACAAACUUCCGAAAGCAUAUAAGGUCAUCGCUCAUGAGCUCUGCAUCACAGAUCAAGAUAUCUUACUUCGAGGUGAUCGCAUUGUUCUUCCUAACAAGCUGAGACAACAAGCAAUUAGCCUUGCACACGAGGGUCAUGCAGGUAUGGUCCGCUGCAAACAACGACUGCGCUCCAAGCAUUGGUGGCCAGAGAUGGACAAGCAGGUUGAAGAACGAAUUCGAUGCUGUCAUCCAUGUCAACUUGUCAGUAAGAGCCCGCGACCAGAGCCAAUGGAACCAACUAAGCUUCCUAAGAAACCAUGGUCGAAGCUAGCCAUAGACGUAUGUGGACCAUUUCCCACUGGAGAACAAGUAGUUGUCCUUACUGACUAUUAUUCGCGCUGGCCAGAAGUCAAAAUCUUAAAAUUAGUCACGUCCAAAAACAUUAUCGACUGGUUACUAUCGGUAUUUGCAAAUCACGGAUGUCCAGAUGAAAUAAAGUCCGACAACGCAUCCUACUUUGUUUCUACCGAGUUCAAGGAUACACUAACUUCUUGGGGAAUAGAACAUAAGACUGUGACGGAAUAUUGGCCGCAAGCCAAUGGGCAAGUUGAGAGAUUUAAUCAAGUUCUCGAGAAACACAUCCUAACCGCACAGGCGGAAGGAAAAGCGUGGAAACCCACCAUUCCAAUCAUGCUACUCCACUACCGCAAUACUCCUCAUAGAGUGACCGGAAGAACACCUUCAUCAUUGCUAAUGAACCGAGAAGUCAAGACGAAACUUCCUAGUUUUGAACAACAGACAAACGAUGAAACUGAAACUCGCAAGAAAGAUGAAGAGGAGAAAGAGAAAUCGAAGAAAUAUACCGACAAGAAGCGAAAAGCAAGUCCAAAAAAUCUUGAAGUCGGAAAUAAAGUAUUAGUUACUCAAAAACAUCGAAACAAAUUUACGACAAAGUUUCAUCCUGAUCCAAUGGUAAUCACCAAAAUAAACGGCACGCAGAUAGUGCUAAAAGACAAGAAUGGCACACAACAUCGCAGAAACUCAUCGCAUGUCAAGUUAUGCCAGGAAAUUCCUGAUCCUGAAGAAGAAAUCCAGAGUGAUCGCAAGCAUAAUAGACAAACGGAAAGUCGCGAAGAAAACACCGAAGCAACUCAAACAGAAACCAACCAGAAUACUACAGGAACGGAAAUUGUUCUACGUAGAUCAACGAGAAAUAGAAAACAACCAGACUAUCUAAAAGUAGGUUAAGUUAGUCAAGUUUAAAAUGCAGACUGUUGACAUUUAUUUAGUUUUAAAGAACACGGUAAUGAAACCCCGUAAUAGUAAGUCCAAGACACUAAGUCUUAGAACGGAACUACAAAGUAAAGAACUACAUAGAAUUAGAGACUUUAGAAACUUUAAAGGUUGAUAUUUUCAUAACUAUAAUUAAGGAAGGGAUGUUGUAUCCAAAUGCUGAUUAUAAUAAUAAUAAUAAUAAUAAUAUUUAUUCAGGAAGCUCCACUCACCGAAGUGUUUUUCAAGGAGGUCCUGCAAUAUAUAUCUAUAUUAUACAUGGUAAACUAUACUGUGCUUAUUUAAAAACUAUAAAAUAUUUACAAAUGGAUUAUAUAUAAUUAUACUUCAUAGUUAGAAAAAUAUAAUUAUACUUCAUAGUUAGAAAAAAAAAAACUUAAUUAGAUAAAUUGUUCAACUUAAUUAGAUAAAUUGUUUUAGUUUGGUUUUAAAGAGAUUAAGAUUAGUAGAUUGUUUCAGUUCAAUAGGUAAUGAGUUCCAUUCCGAUACCGAGUGAUAAGUGAAUUUCUGUUUUCCCCAAUUCGUACGUGGGCGUGGGAGGUAGUAGUUGUUGUUCUGGCGUGUUUUAUGGCUAUGUAUACGGGAGAUUAUGGUAAGGUUAAAAUCAAAGUCGACUAGAUGGUUAAGACAUUUAUAGACGGAGAUACAACGGUGGUAUUUUCGACAUAGAUAAAGGGGUUUCCACUCUAGAGUUUCAAGGGCUUCGGUAGCGGAGGAAUGGCAAGGAAGAUCAAGGAUAAGUCUCGCAGCGUUAUGUUGCAGAACUUGAAGGUGGUUCAUUAGAGUGGAGUUGUUUUUAUCUCCCCACACGAUAUCACUGUAGUCCAAUAGAGGGAGAACAAGACUGUUGUAGAGGGUGAGUCUGGCUUGAAUAGGGAGUAAGAAUUUUAUGCGGCGAAUGAGACCAAGGCGUUGAUUAAACUUCUUGCUGAUGUUGUCGAUAUGUUCUGACCAGGUUAGGUUUUGUUGAAUUGUAACUCCUAAGUAUUUGAAGGAGUCAAUUCUAUCAAGUAUGGAUCAUUAACCGUGAUGGAAACAUUGUUAAAUUUUGCAACUUUGCGAGAACUUCCGUAAAUUAUAAAUUUACACUUGGAGACAUUAAGUGUCAGAAGAUUGUCGUUAAACCAUCUGCAUAGGUGUUUUAGAUCGGAAUUUAACUUCAUUUCAAGAUCGCAAGCAUUGUUUGAAGAAAGGUAUAUCACAGUGUCGUCAGCGUAUAAGGAUAUUUCACAAUGGUUGAUACAAUAAGGCAAAUCAUUAACAAAAAUAAGGAAUAGUAGUGGACCCAAAACACUACCUUGAGGAACUCCGACAGGAACGUGUUUGAAGGAGGAAACAGUGUUAGCCAGGGCGGUAAGUUGAUUUCUAUUGCUUAGGUAUGACUUGAACCAGUUGACAGAAUCAUUGGAGAGACCAGAUGAGGCAAGCUUUUCAAAUAAAAGAGAAUGGUCGACAGUAUCAAAGGCUUUAGCCAGGUCAAGAAAAACAGCUCCUGUUACUAAACCCUUGUCCAUAUUAGCCAAAAUGGUGUCCGUGAAAUGUGCAAGCGCAAUCUCAGUGGAAAGUUUACGUCUGAAACCAAACUGUCGUGGUGUUAGUAUUUUAUUGUCAAUAAGGUAGCGGUAAACUUGAGAGUGGACUGCUUUCUCGAGAACUUUACUAAUUGUUGGGAGUAUCGUGAUUGGUCUGUAAUUGCUAGCAUUGGAUUUGUCACCAGAUUUAAAAAGCGCUGUUACUUUGCCAGACUUCCAGGUUGAUGGAAAUGUUGAGGAAGUGAGUGAACGAUUGAAAAGUUUGGUUAGGAUGGGAGUUACAACACUGGAAGAAUCUUUAAGUAACCUAGCGCUGAUUUUGUCUAGGCCUACAGCUUUGUUGGUUUUAAGAUUGUUCAGAACACCAUACACAUAACUUUCUUCAAUUGGCUGGAAAACAAAUUCAUUUUCCCUAAACUCACUAGGUUGCUUGAUAGAAUUCCGAUUUGGAUACAAAUUUCUUAUCUUAGAUGCCAAUUUGGAUCCUAUGCUUGAGAAAUGGUCGUUUAAUGACUCAGCUAUAGACUUUGGGUCGGUAUGAGAAACACCAUUAGCUUCAAUACAAGAUGGCGAGCAGUGAGAUUUUCGGGACGAGAUGUCAUUUAACGUUUUCCAUAAAGCACUAGUGUUUCCUUUAUUCGUAUUAAUCAGGUUCGAGUAGUAUUCAGCUUUGCAUUUCUUAACAUUUAUGUUGACGUAAGAUUUAAUCUUCUUGUACAUCAUCCAGUGAAAGGGCGAAUUUGACUUAACGGCUUUGCGGUGGUGGUAGUCGCGAUCUUGCAUUGCGUUGCUUAAAUCAGUAGUAAGCCAUGGGGUUUGGAUUCCUUUUGUUCUCAAUUUCUUAAUUGGAGCAUGAAGAUUGGCAACAUUUGUGAACAGUUCAUUCCAUUUACUUACAGCGACAUUAAUGUCUUGUUCUUCGUCAAUAAGAUCGAAAUUAACAUGCACAAGAUCGGCGAGGAAAGAUUGCUUUGAAUAAGUUUUGUAGGAUCUGUAUUCUAUGACUCUUCCUGGUGCUCUACGUACACCCGCUUUAACAACACAGUAGAUGAGAGAAUGGUCACUUAAGUUUACGUGUAGGACUCCGGAGGAAACUAUUCGAUGAUUAUUGUUAGCGAAUAGGAGAUCAAUCAAUGUACUUGAGUUCUCAGUUAUUCUCGUUGGUUUAUCAAUAAGUUGUUCAAGAUUGUACAUGCUGGUAAAGCUUAGGAGUUUUCGCUUAAGAGCUCGGGAAGCAUCAUUUUUUGUAGCUAAAAAGUUCACAUUAAAGUCACCAAGUAGUAUUACUUCAGCUUCUAACGAAAUAGAGGACAAUGCAGUAUCAAGUUCUUCAGUAAGUGACUCUAACAAUUGAUCGGGGGCUUUAUAGAUUGUGAAUAUAAAAAGGCUUUUGCAUUUUGGACGAGUAAUUUCAAUAACAGUGGAUUCGAUAUUGCUACUCAGAAGGUCUGUCCGUAUUUUGUAAGGGAUGCCAUCUCUCACAAAUGCUAACGUACCACCACCAGAUUUUCCAUUCCGGUCGUUUCUGGAAAACGUAUAGCCAGGAAUAGAGAUUUCACCAUCAGCUAUAUCAGAGUUUAGCCAGGUUUCAGAGAUCGUAAAAAUAUCAAAAGGUUUUUCAUUAAGUAGAAGCUUUAAUGAAUCUAUUUUAUUGUAGAUACUUCUGAUAUUGAGGUGUGCAACUUUAAGACCCCGAGAUUGAAGAAAACCACUUGCUUGAUGACUAUUAGUAAUCGAUGCAGGUCCAGGGUUAGAUUCUACAUCACCAGAUAUAGAAAUAACUAGAACUGCGAGAAUUGCGUAUAGCAGUAAACGGCACCCAAAGAAAACCUUUGAUGAAUUCGGCAAUGAUUUUCGUUUUUCCCUUUUUCGCCGACAACCGUACUUAACUAGACUCAUGAUAUUGGUUGUUGCGAUUUCCUUGCAUAUGUAGAAAAUAGCAUGUUGUUGCACCAAGUUAGAACAAUUCUUUGGGACAUAACAAUUCUUUGGGACAUAAAGACCACAUAAGGUAAUAUAGAUAUAGAGAAAUAACCAGAGGUAAAGGUUUCUACAGCAAAACUUCAUCAAAUCUAUCAGCAUCAUGAUGGAGAAAGUACGAUUUAAACGUUCUGUUGAUUAGAUUAUUUAGCAGACGGCGGUCGAUAAGUGCGAUGGACACUUGAGGGAAUUUGUAAUUAAUACGGAAGAUACUUGAGAUUAUAUCUCGCUGCAAUGUCAGGGAAAACCACGCCAAUGAAGGAAAAUGAAUCAAUAGUAUAGACUAGCCGAUAGAUAACAAACAGUUUAGCAUCAAGCAGAGUUGAUUAACUUGUAAGCCACCACAAUAAAAUAAAGUCCUUGAAUUGUUUACUGUUCCAGAACUUGAAAUAAUAAAAGGUUAUAAAGCCACAAAGUCACGCGCAAAAUUCAAAUUUACUGUUGCUACGAAACGUUAGCCCUGUCAAAACAAAUCCCAACGGUCAAGACGCGAAAUAUUGAAAAUAAUUGCGAGAACACAGUAUGUUUUGAGAAUAAAUAACUUGGAUAGUAUGAAGCAAUACCAAGGACCAAGGCCAAGCACUGUAACAAUUAUUAUGUUGAUAUUCAAAUAAGCAAUCAGAAGAAUGCGAUGUCUACAAAUUGUGAGACUCUUCGUAUAUCAGGCGGUCAAAUGUAUAACCUGAUAUUAUAACCACUGGAAGAUACCAAACGAACCAAAAAAUUGUCAGUUGAUGAUCACAAUAUUCUUAGCUUUGGAAAUUUACGAAAUAAAUGGAAAAAAUAUUUAAAGUAGAUAUAAUUUUUGCCAAUAAAUUGCCAACGGUUGCCACCACGUCAGGUCACGUAAGGUCGUAAGAGUCAAUAUGAUGAUCAGAUUGAUCAGCUGAAGUGAUUGACAUAUAAGAUUAGGUCACGAGACAUUGGAUUAGGAGACGCUAACCCAGAGAGCAAGUAUACAUGUAUAAUAUAGCAUAGUAAAUAUUUGUUAUAAAAGUUGAAUAACGGAGGAUAUAAAAUAAUUCUACAAAAAAGUCAAAAUACACCCUUCCGGAAUGUAUAUGUCACUUUGGCUAUGGGGCCUCUUUUCAAUUAAAAUGUUUCAAUCAUGAAAAUGAGACUCUAUAGCCUAUGGCCAAGGUGAAUUUCGGGAAGCAUGUAUUAAAAUGCGGUAGUUCACAAUUAAUCAAGCUUUAAUUGUAUGUUCAGUUUCCAAAGAUGUGGUUUGGUACUGUAUUUUGCCACCCAGAAAGGAGUGUGUCAUUUUGGAAUAAAUCUGCAAUAAAUAAAAAUAUAUUAAUUAACUAUAGUAACAUAUAGUAACAUAAUUAGCAUAUGACCAAGGCAAACAAACGAAUGUGUCCAAACUCCUCAGCUUAAACCAGGGGUAUCAGAACGAUGAGUGCACUUAUCAAGGUUCAUAGUUUAUUCAGAGUGAUAUUUACGGAGAAAACCUUCACGAAAACAGGCCAUCCUGGGAAUGAGGUGUGAACACACAUGCAUGCCUUAGCACACACCUCAGGCUUUAAAUAAACCUUACUACCUCAGCUUAGGGAAAAGUGUGAUUUAUCUCAAGCCUCUAUAAUGACACAAAUAUCAAGAAGUAUCCCCAACCAAGCCUCAGCUCCCCCAGCUACAUAUAAGUGGUACAUAACACAAAACCUAUUUCUCUCAUUUAAAAGAUAGUCUGUAGCACAUGAUGAUAUAGUUUAUGUCUGUUUAUAUAAAACGAGAUCUCAGGAGUCAACCUUUUAAACAUUAUUACACAACACAGUUCGCACUUUAAAUACCGUCGUAUUACUCGUAUAUAUGAUUGAAUGUCAUUUAAUGUAAGCUUCGUAGCUUGUAACCAAAUAGUUGCGACCGUGAAUUACAGCUUGCUAAAAUAGCGGCGGGAAGCUUUACACUUUACCAUAUGUAUUACCCUGUAGGAAGUUGUUUCAUCGUUAUGCUUAUCAAUUUCAUGUCAAAUAAGAUAUUUAUAUAAUUGAAUAUGAAAUACGUCCCUUACCCUCUGUAAAUCCACAUUCAAGUAUCGUCUUUUCCCACAUUUCUUGAGGUUUUAAAAUUUGUUUAUCGUGAACUUGCACGACUUGCAAGUACGACUUGCAUAUCUUUGACCAAAUGGUCAAAGGUAUAAAAUGUAUCUCGAAAACAUCAGACUUGCAUAUCUUUGACCAAAUGGUCAAAGGUAUAAAAUGUAUCUCGAAAACAUCAUAAAAAUGGAUUCAAAACAACGAGAACUAUAUUAGCUGCAAAACUAUUUUGGAAAAACCAGGGGGGAGAGGGGGGAAACUGCCGUGAGAUCAGAACUGUGGUGACUACCAUGAAAAUAAAGUAAGUGUUGUCAUGGAAAUGGCGUCAAUUUUCAUAAAAAUCUGCCGUGUUUUUGGCGACACUUCGUUGAUGGAAUGAAGUAUAGGAAGAGUUCCUCCAGUUAUAAUACAGCUCAGUGGUAAAACCUCGCCAAGAACAGCUAGGAGCUGUUGCGGUGUCAAGCUAUUACGAAAUUGUUAUUAUAUUUGCCUAAGAAAGUUCUGUGCUUUGCUGUGAUAGAAUUCUCAUUGAGAAAACGCAUGCAUGUUAUCCAAAAACGCUAUCCAAAAUGUUGCGUCGUUUUCAUAAUUGUUUUCUCCUUGGACCAAAAAGAUUUAAUUUAACACGCUUUGAGGGUGGGAAGGGGGGGGGGGGAUAGAUCAUAUUUCACACUCUGCUUUGUCUUUCCCCAAAUUCCCAACAUGAGCUCCACCUUUGAAUUUACUAUAUGAGUAAAUUCUUAAACACGUCCGAAUUUAUUAUUAUGAUAAAUUCGCGGCACAUUUUGAAUUUAUCAAUAGAGUUAAUCAUAAAACUACAAGCAUUAGACAAGAUUUCUUGUUAUAAACGUAAUGGCACUGAAAGGAGGCUUACCGCGCGGGGGUGGGGCGUUUCUCAAGUUUUUUAAAAAUAUAGUUUUUAAAAAAGUUUUACAAGUUUAAAAAGAGUUUUAAAAAGCAAGAAAAGUUUAAAUUAAGAAGCUAGAUUAUUAAAAAAGAUAAAAAGGUUAAAAAAAUUUAAAAAGCUAAAAAAGAUAGGGUUAGAGGUUAGUGGUUAGGGGUUAGUGUUUAGAGGUUAGUGGUUAGGGUUGGUGUUAGGGUUAGGGUUAGUGUUAGGUGCCGCGAAUUUAUUAUUAUGAUAAAUUCAAAAUUUGCCGCGAAUUUAUCAUAAUGAUAAAUUCGGACGUGUUUAAGAAUUUACUCAUAUAGUAAAUUCAAAGGUGGAGCUCAUGCUGCAAAUUCCACAGGCAAUCGAUAAAAAGCUGACAAAGACAAACAAGUAUAAGUCAGUUUACUUAGUUAUUUAACACAGGAUUUUGGGCAUCUACACUCGAUAUAACUUGUCGCAUGUCGAAGGGAAAUUGUAAACAGAAAUGUCCAACUGUGAAUGUUUCCAUUUAUUAGACUUAACCACAAACAGUUGCGCAACUGUUCCUGGUUAGGUGAAUAAUAAAUGUAUACAAGUCAUAUUCGAAAUUUUGAUCUACAAAACGCUUUUAUAAUUAUUUACGAAGCUUUUCAGGAGGGGGGGGUUGCAAAGGGAAAAAAUUUCCCCCGGCCCUCAGUUUAAGCCCCCCCCCCCCAAAUUUACAAAAUAAAAAAAUAUUUCGAAAGUUUUUUGAUAUAAAUAAUGGUAUGAAAAAAUUUUCUGAACCAAAAUUUUACAAAUAUUUAUCGCCCAAAAAGGUUUGACCCAUGUUGUAACAGGAAUUUGUAAGGAAAAAAAAUUGAACCUUAGUUUAACUGAUGUUGGACCAGAAAAAUUUUUAGACCCCUUUUUUAAAUGUACGGAAAAAUUUAACCCCGCUCGCCAACAUUGUUUUUUAAAAAUAGGGCCCCUAAAACAAGAAUUUGUCCCGGGCCCCCGAAUUUUUCUGAUAGGCGCUGAUUAUUUAUAACACAGCCAAUAAAUAGGUGUUCUUAAUUUUCGACGAAUGGCUGCAGUUUUUCAUGAAAAUAAAACAUUUAUGAUUUGCACAUAUGAAAAUUUCAGACUUAGUAGGAAUGCUUCAAAAACGGCGGAAAUAACAUCUUUAAUUGAAUAGAGCAUUUGAAUGGGGUCUGUUUCUUAGUAACUUUAUACUAAAAUGCAUUUGUUCGACAUUCCUUAGAAUUACCCGCAAAACAAUCUACGUACUGGUUGUAUCGCGGACGGUUGUUUUGGAGACUGCUUAAAUGCCUCCGACAUUGCUAUGCUAUUGAAUGUUGAUGAUGUAAGUGUAUUGUUCGAUUCAUUUAUAUGUGAUAUAAGGUUGUAUUUAUAGGAUAAACACUAAGUGGGACGCUUUCAGAGAAAUUCAAUAACGAUUGCAGGAUAUGAGGUCAUGAGUUACAAUGAUGCUCGAGCACUAGGUUUUCAUAUAUAUGUACUAUUUAAAUAUAUAUAAAUUAUCGAGUGGAUAUUUACACACAUUUAUUAGUAAAACCUAACCAACAACAGCUUCAAAAAUGCAAGUUUAAGUCUCUGGCAGAAAUCGAACCUGACAUGCGAUUUCGGUGCAGAGCUCUAACCAAUUGAGCUACAGAGGCCAGUAGUCGAACUCUGCAUGAACACAAGUUCAUGUAUAUACUAGGGUACUGCCAUGUAUAGGUUAUAUAUGGGUAUAUGUCCUAUACAUCAAGAUAUUGUUGGCAUCUGACUCGAUUGAAUAGUUGAAGGGUAUUGUAGACGGAAAAUAUCGAGUGGAAAUUUAUAUACAUAUAGUCAAAACAACAUACCCAGUCUGGAUUAUUUACAAUUUAACAGUAGAAAUUGACGAAUUGUAUACAAUGGCUGUAUUUUAACCAUCCAAUUGAUAUGAACAUUUAUUUUAGCGUAUUUACAUUCAUAACUUACGUUUGUCCGCUUAAGAGAGGUUAUUGGCUCAUUGGGACCUCAAGCUAGUUAAGUGUCUGCAUGAUGCCGCUUAAUUAAUGGAAGGUCCGCUAAAUAGAGAAAAUGAUGAUGCUAUUUUUAAUUAAAGAAAUCAUUGGGACAGGAGGUAUAUGUCCGUUUAAGAGAGAAAGUCCGUUAAUAGGGGUUCGACUGUAUAUACAUUGCUCAGCCAGAAAGCUGGUGACGAGUAAUAAUCGAUUUAAUGCUACAGGAAUCGAUAUUAUAUAUAUCUCGCUCACGCUUGGCAGCAAUUACGUUUCUUAGAAUAAUUUAUCAUAAAUUUUUAGAAUCAUUUUAUCAAAGAAUUUAUCCCUGCAUCGUCAUCUGACAUCCUCAAAUUAUCUGAACUCGAAUUUCGUUCACUGGCUGUUAUUACCGACAAAAUUGCCCAUGAUGAAAAAUUGGAAUUGGUAAGAUUUAAUACUAGAUUCCCCAUAUUACAUUUUCACAGCGCUUUGCAUUGUGGUUAUAGUGAUAUCACUGGUAUUCAAGAUGGCUUAUUUUUCGUCCUGACCCGUGGAAGAACUUUUAAAAAAGCUAGGGUCUGGUGCGCAAUAGUCAACUGCAAAAUAUUCGCGAAAACAUUCAAUAUUUCCAUUCGAGGCCGCUAUCUUUAUCAGUGAUGCCACCAUAACCAGAAUGCAAAGCACCUACAAAUUAAAAACGUAAUAAGGGGAAUCAUAAAUUACAUUUUAGUAGGCUAAUAUUAUUUGAAAUAAAUGUUCUCCUCUUCCUUUGCAUAUAUUCUUUAGCUCUUAUAUGAGGAAAUAGCCCUUAUCAGUUGUUUCGUUACCAACCAAUGGUAUAGGCCUAAUAUUAAGCCGAUCGCGACGUACUUGGAUGAUUGUACAAUGUAAUUUAUCAUAAUUAUAUCUACUCCUAAUUUUAGUUAUUAACAACGGUAUUUCUUUUAAGAUCACAGAAGUUGGUGAUAUGAACAGCUUGGAAGAGUUUAUCAGCGAGUUUGGAUGUCAGACGGAAAACGCUAUGAUGUACCUUUUACAAAUUGUAGAUGCUGUAUCGUUUUUACACAAAAGAAGAUUCAUACAUCGAAAUUUGCGAGCUGCAUCUGUCUUUAUUUACUCGAAUGGAAAUGUAAGUCAAGUCUUCAAUUGUUGGAAACGCGGUUAAAAAUGUUGGUACGUUGUGUCGACAGAAAGACUAUAAAAUGAGAAUAUAACUUGGUCUUUACUAGCUACAUUAAUAUAACUAACAGUUGAAGGUUUUUGUAGAUGGAAAUUUCUACCAGACAAUUAUAUGCAAUUUUUAUACCUAAAGCCUGGUUCCGACACUGGUCGUAAUUCAUCGGCGAUCUAUUGUAUUCUUUUCCGACAGACAAAGCAUUUUACACACCAAUGACUACAGACAAUGGAAAUCCUCAAUUCUUACGACCAGAGUGAACCAGACAUUAUGCCAGGCUUAACCAGUAGAGGCUGCGAUCAAUGCAACUAUUUUGGGUCUUUGCUAGGAAUCGAACCUGUGGCUCUGCGACUCUAACCAACUGAGCUACAAAGUCCAGGUUCGAUUCCUGCACAGGAUCUAUAGUUGCGUUUUUCGAAGCUGUUCCUGGUUAGGUCUAAAAAUUGAAUAUAAUCUUACGCUCGAAACGUUCAUCUACAAAAGCUGUUUGUUCUAUCGAGAAAUGCCAGAUAUCUUAAUAUUAAUAUAUAAUUAGUUUUAUUACUAUUUGCGUUGACGCGUGUGGGCACCGCGAUAAAAAGUUAUUUCCGAAUAUUUAAUUGUAUUUGCCACCAACAUUGCAAUUCGACAACUUUAUUUUCACAUACCAAAAUAGUGAUGACAUGCAUGAGGCUUAAGUCUGCGAUACUCGACCGAAACUAAAGUUACUAUAGGACAAUAUUUUAGCUUUCGUUUGACAAUUGAAUAGUUUGUGCAUUUUAAUCAUAAAAUAGAACAAAAAUACUAAAAAAGCAAAAGUGGCAAAAAGGAAUUUGUGAUUUGGAUUUGUUAUUGUCUUGACUCAAUAUGAAAGAGAAAAUGGUCUUUGUAAAACGCAAAUGUUGUCACUAUUUUGGCAUGUGAAACGUGAAGUUCUCCAACCGCAGACCUUGGUUGCAAAACUCGAAACAACUUUUGAUCGCUGCAUGGGUAACGCUUGAAUGGAAAGGCUAAUAUGUCGUAGUCUUCUCAUGGUGGCUGAAAAUAUGUCCACUACCCUAUAUAUUCAGUCACAGAUGAAGUAUAUACCAGAUGUGUAACUUAAUAGGAAUUCGUGUCCUCAAAUUUCCCUAGAUGUACACGUCAUGCUCACGCCAUGACACUUGCUAGGAAGAUGGCGUCCUGGAAAACACGAACGUUUGCAUAUUAUUGCGGCUUUUUUGGAUCGAAAUUUAUGGAUUAGACAAUCAAGAACAUCAUUUGUUCAAAGUUCAAAGUUGUUAAAAGCAAUUAAAGUUGUGGAAAAGGUGUUGAAAGCAUUUUGAAAGCAAUGACGUAUUGCCAAAUGACGAAUUAUCACGCGAGCGACACUUGCUAGGAAGAUGGCGACCGUGGGACAACUUUUUUACUGAAGUUACACAUCUGUUCUUACUUAAUCUAUGAUUCAGUGAACGAUAUUUCUUGAAAUUGCGAUCAGUUGGGACGGAGACCGCACCUACUUCUUUAGACCAUCUUUUGCGAGCAAGAUACCGGAAAAUAUUAUCCUCUCUAGCCUAGAAAUUUAGCUAAUUCGAUUUAUAGCAAGAUUGAUUGAGAUGUUGAAGAUAGCAUUUACAACGAUUUGUCUUCGGGUAAUUUUUCUCGCUCGUGAUAUUAUAUAUACGCCGAUCUCACUUUUUGUUACAUUUAAUGCUGCGUACCUAAACAAGAUAUCACAUCUAUCUUAUUCUUAAUUGUUAUAGUAAACGCAUGUUCUCCAAUGCUUGCAUUGUAGUAUAUCUCCCUUGUAAAUUUGACGAAAAGUAUGACUAAAAUUAAUUAAUAUUACUAUAGGCAAAAUUGGCAUGUUUUGCCCGAGUAAGAAGACUGAUGCCGAAUGUUGACGACAAGUCGUCGACGAUGCCGAUUCAUCUUUCAAUGUUUGUUGACUCUCUGAGAUGGUAGGUAAAUUGUUUCGAACAUUCCUUCUAAGAUACGUCAGUUCCUUAUUUUUUCAAUAAUUAUUGAAAAUACCAUAGCUGGUAUAGUAUGCGCACUAUAAUUAUCGUAUUAAUAGAAAUUCAAUAUUGCCGAAUCGUUUUUCUUUCAAAAUAGGAAAUGUAACUUUAAUCUUCCCCAUGACAUGUAAAAAACGUCAGAAAAUACCUCAACAUUUGUACAAAAAAUAUAGUUGAAUAAAUCCUUGCAAGUAGCCUAUUUGCUGGUUUCUAUUCGUUAGCAUUAUAAUUAUGUUCUUUUUAGGAGUUCACCAGAAGUAAUCACUGAUGGAAUGUACUCGAAAGCUAGUGACGUGUGGGCGUUUGGAGUUUUGAUCUGGGAAAUAUUUACUCUCAUUGACAAAGAUAUCGAUGAAAGCAACGAAGAAAUCUCCCAUCUUCCCUAUCAUGAAUUGAUAUCCAAGCGCCAGGUAGCUACAUUUUUCGAUAAUAUUUCAAACUCAUUACUAAAUCGUCUGAUAUUGCAAUUUCUUUCAGGACAAAAUUAUUUUUCAGAUUUUGUCGGAAUGAAUCGCUCAUAAUUCGAUAAAUAUAAAAAAUUUAAACAAAGAGCAAAAUGUGAACAUGGGUUACCUGACAGAUUAAUGAGAUGUGGCGCAUUGUUUAUUGAUGUCAGCAAUUGACAUGCAACACUCUACACAAUACGUGAAAUGCGCGUUUAGAUCAUAUUCCCGCGGGCACGAAUGUAUGUUCGCGCGAGUUUGUCCAUAUAGCAUAUAUAAGUUAAGAUUCUUUUCCAGUAAGUUAAGAUUCUUUUUCUCAGUGUAUAAGGGAUUUUGUGAACGUUAGUAUAUCGAGCAACAUUCUUAGUUAGUCUAUUUUUAUUUUCACGCGCUUUAAUUUAUCUACUGCAUGAAACCAAAACCCGUUAAUCGAAACUGUCCAGUGCAAAUAUACAGGAUAAGUUGAGGAAGUCAAUCGUAUAUUUUGACCUUUCAUAUUUCAGAUAUUGUCAUAUCUUCAAAAAGGUAAAAGACUUGGUCAACCUAAAAGUUGCCCGGAUCGGUUUUACGAAAUUAUGCUCGAGUGUUGGGAACACGAUGCUCAGGAUCGACGCGAUUGUCAAGAUAUAGCACAUUGUAUUAUUAACGAGCAGGUAUGCACCUGAAUGCAAUCGUUUCAAAGACUUUGAAUCUAUAGUAUAGUUAUAUUUCAUUUUUCCAUUCCAUUUCCUCGGGGGGGGGGGGAGACUAAGCCAAACACGAUCUACUGAUAAACAAUAAUAUUAUCAACAUUUGAUCAAUAAUGACAAUGAAAUAUUUUUAAACUUGUGGGCUUCAGCACCUGAUGAUUUGGUUAGAAAGCGUGAUCUUUCUCCAUUGUCAGGAUAAUUUGCCGGCCCUUUCGCCUCCACCAGUUAAUAGAAACUGACCAAAACGAAUUAUGAAACAAUUUCUUGCAGCAUGUUUACCACCUAAAUUCCUCAAUUCGGUCCAUGUGCAAGGAACGGCAUCCCCCAGGCUCAAAUUUUCGGAGCAUUUUUUCUAGGGAGUAUGCCCGGGCUCCACUAGUUUUCAGACCUUUUAACUUCAUAUAUUUUCGUGCCUUACUGCCGUGAUCAGUUCGAUCACGUUUUGCCUGUCGUGUUUGCACUUAGUUGAAACUACGGUACCCAACUUGGCACCCUCCCCCUCUGAAAAAAGUAAUACCCGCUCCGUCGUCAUCUUUGUUCGUCCAUAUUAAAUAUAUGUAAAACAAAUUUGUAAAAGUCCGACUAUAGAGAUUUUCAGUAUUGCACUAUUUGCGUCGACGUAAAAUAGAUGCUAGUACGCUAUAAAUACCCAAAAUUGAAAAGGCGGGCGAUAGUUACGGUAUUUAGUACAAAAAGUUUGGAUGCUUUUUGGAAACUGUGGAACUAUCGUGAUUAUUAAAAAAAAAAUUUAAAAGAAGCAUUUAAUUCAGACAUGAAGUUGUGACGUUAGCAUUAAAUCCUUACAGCUUGGUUGUUGAAGAAACAACUUCUUCAUCUUUUUCAGAUAUAGACAACAACAACAGACAAAGACGGACAAGAGUAUUUGUAAAGUUACAUAUGUUACUUGGAUGUUUGGUACAUCUAAUGCUCAAUUGAUUAAUUGCGUACAGUAAUUAAGUACUCGUUAUUAUCGCACUCACUGCAGUACAUUGCAAACAAACGCGUCAGCUGUAAAUACAAUAGCAACACUCAAAGACGCAUGUACCGUAAAUCGUCCUUAGCUUCCCUCUCUCAAACACAGAACCUUGUAUAUAGUAUUCUUCUAGUUUUGAGAAAGUUGACGAAACCCACUGGUCACAAAAAUAGGAUUGCGUGGUUUUUGACCAGCGGUCCUGCUUUAUAGCUGCACUAAAAUGGAUAGGUAAAAUAUCUUAUUGCCUUUUCAAAAUUUUAGCUGUAAAUAUAUAUUUAUGAAACUUACUGGCAUAAACAGAGCACAUUAAUUUUUAAACUUUGUGUUGUAACAUUACAAAUGGGUUUUCAAGGAUAGGAAUAG